Anguilla anguilla (European eel) is the source of this 2550-nucleotide messenger RNA. RefSeq names its product hyaluronan and proteoglycan link protein 3-like. Gene Ontology annotation, molecular function: hyaluronic acid binding. Gene Ontology annotation, biological process: cell adhesion. NCBI's taxonomy places the organism in Eukaryota, Metazoa, Chordata, Actinopteri, Anguilliformes, Anguillidae. The record is from RefSeq and is a predicted model, not a curated record. The coding region runs from base 173 to 1252 and encodes 359 amino acids. The transcript is spliced from 5 exons.
AAAGAUCAAUGAGGAGUGCGGUGUUUCUCUAUUACAACAAAAGUACUUCUCUACCUCCAGAGAGAAAAAGCAGCAUAGAAGAAAACUGGAAAGACGUGUGCAAGCGCGAAGUCUCUGCAUGUAUUUGGCAUAAACCCCAUCAGGCAGAGACACAGUGAGAGUGACUGGGAUCAUGCUGAGAAUACUCGCCCUGCUGGCUGUGCUGUUGCAGCUUCUUUGCUGUUGCCUGGCUGCUCCAAGCUUCUCCAACGGCUUCUUCUACCAUGACAUCACGAAUGGCAAUGGAAAUGGAGAGAUUUACUUCAACGGGGUGCGUCUUCACGUGGAGACGCCAGAGAUGCCCGUCUACGCGGUUCGGGGCAGCAAUGUCACGCUGCCCUGCCACUACCGCUACGAACCCGAGCUGAGCGCCCCCCGCAGGACGCGCGUGAAGUGGUCCUGGCUGCCCGCCGUCGGGGGCCACGAGACGGACGUGCUGGUGGCGGUGGGCGUCCGCCACCGCAGCUUCGGGGACUUUAAGGGCCGCGUGCGCCUGCUGCAGAACUCCCCGCGGGACCUCUCCCUGGUCAUCAGCGACCUGCAGCUGAACGACACCGGGCGCUACCGCUGCGAGGUCAUCGACGGCCUGGAGGACGAGAGCGCCAGCGUGGACCUGGAGCUGCGAGGAGUGGUGUUUCCGUACCAGCCACCCAGGGGGCGCUAUCACCUGAACUUCCAUGCGGCGCAGCGGGCGUGCGAGGAGCAGGACUCGGCGCUGGCCACCUUCGAGCAGCUCUUCCUGGCCUGGGAGGAGGGGCUGGACUGGUGCAAUGCGGGCUGGCUGGCGGACGGGACGGUGCAGUACCCCAUCACCCUGCCGCGCAAGCCGUGCGGUGGCCUCGGCAUGGCCCCCGGCGUCCGCAGCUACGGCUCUCGUCACCGACACCUCCACCUCUUCGACGCCUUCUGCUUCUCCUCCUCGCUCAGAGGGAGAGUGUAUUUCCUGCAGCACCCUCAAAGGCUCAACUUCACGGAGGCUGUGCAGGCCUGUAGCCAUGACGGAGCUCAGAUAGCCAGGGUGGGCCAGCUGUACGCCGCCUGGAGGUUGACGGGCCUGGACCGCUGCGACGCGGGUUGGCUGGCCGACGGGAGCCUUCGCUACCCCAUCACCAGCCCCCGACCCAACUGUGGCCCCAAAGAGCCCGGCGUGCGCAGUUUUGGCUUUCCUGCCCAGCAACAGAAACAUGGCGUGUACUGCUAUGGGCCCCGGUAAACUGUGUACGGGCACGGACCACACGCUCUGUUCUCUCAUCGGUCAAUGGGACAGGCUGAGACACCUCACCUCCAGCUCUGAUCUUCUAGUGUACUUAUAUCAAAGGUAGUGCACCAGCAGUUAGGUGCCUUUAGUAAUUGUGCCAUUUCUGGCUCAGUGGCCAUUUGACAGCCCGGUACACUGCUGGUACAAAUGCGCACAAACUUAUAAGGACAAAAUCGAGCUAUUAGACUCCUGUACCAAUCAGUCAUACAUUAGAACAAUACCUCAUGGAAGUAAUCUAGAACACUCUGAUCAGAAACUUGCUAAAUAAAAAUGGCAGGAUAGGACAACAAAUGAAUUCUGUUUUGAAAUGUUAUUCUUUCCUCACUGUCUUUUAUUUGCUUAUUAGACACCCCUAUGAAAUGCAUCUUUGUGUACAUUUUUUCAUAGUAUGCUUUAUAAGAUUUGCAGAAACAAUUCAGACUAAAAUGAAGUGCAAGGGUAUAAUAACAACAGUCUUCCUGGUAGGUCAGCACGUCAUUUCCAAACCUCUACUUCAUAUUGCUGCUCAAUAGCACUGACGGCAUGUAUGCAGUCUGUGAUCCUUUAGUAAUGAUAGCACACAAUCAACUCUUAGUCACCCUGGUGUUUGUUUUAUGUAGCUGCAUCACAACUGAGAAACACCAACCAUUUGCUAACUAUAGAAACAGUAGAACUAUUUGACUGUUUUUAUAGUACUCUCUAAAUGUAUCUAAGUAUUCAACUGGAACUUUUCCUUGUUUUUUCUAACUUCUGUGAAUUGCUCAUUAUUAUUAGUAUUGUUAUUUAUGUCUGCCAUAUUCAGUGAUUUUUGGCUGGACCGCAACAGCGGGGCCAGCCCUACAAACGCGAAUGUCUGUGACUGAGUGAUGAAGUUACACCAUUGGUCAGCCGGAUGAAGUGUAUUAGGUCCAGCCAUACACUAGGUUUUGACCUGGUCUUGUUUUAAAUGUCACAUAAAUGAGAGAAAAAUCUUCUCUUGGAAAUCAUGCAAAAAUCAAGGACUGAUAGAUUAGAGAUUAUUUAAGGGGAUGAAAGUAAAAUUUCAGUGAGUUCUGCCAUGGACUGAAGUCAAAUAAUGUGUUUAACAGGAAGUAUUUACUGACUUGUGACAACGCUAUUCCUGGUUUGAAAUAUGUACUGUACCUUAUAUAUCUUUUGGGACCUCAGUUUAUAUAUUCAUAAACAUCUGCAAUGGACUUUUAUGUGAAGUUUUAAGUGGUUCAAAGAAAUGGCAUAUUUUUUGUAAAAUAAAAUCUAUCUUUGUAAAGACAUCA